Staurois parvus is the source of this 882-nucleotide messenger RNA. The record is from the annotation of a GenBank genome assembly. Lineage: Eukaryota; Metazoa; Chordata; Amphibia; Anura; Ranidae.
GAAAUAUAUUUUAAAAAUACUCUUUCCAAAUAUAUUGACAUAUAUUUGAAAUGCUACAAUUUUGGCCAUAUUCAAUAUAUUUCAAUAAAUAUAUACCGUAUGUUUCGCUGCAUAAGAUGCACUUUUUUCCCCCCAAAAAAGGGGGAAAAUGUCAGUGUGUCUUAUGGAGCGAAUAUGGAGCGGCCGGUCCGGUAUUUCCACCGCCGCCGUGUCAGAAUACCGGGCCGGCCGCUCAGCUCUGCAGCGGGACCUUACCUGUUCCUCUAUCCAGCCCCGCGCUGUCUUCCCGGCUUCUGUAGUGUGGGCGCUGGGCUUGACAGCCGGCCGCCGGACCAAUCACAGAGCACAGCGCUUCUCGCUAAUGCGCACUGGGCACCCGGCUGUCAAGCCGAGCGCCAUUACAGAAGCCGGGAAGACAGCACGGGGCUGGAUAGAGGAACAGGUAAGGUCCCGCUGCAGAGCGGACACUACACAAAGAACAACUCUGUGGAAGUAAGAGCGGUCUCUGGUCAUCCCCCGUACUGUGUCCGCAGUCUCUGGUCAUCUCCUGUACUGUGUCCGCAGUCUCUGGUCAUCUCCUGUACUGUGUCCGCAGUCUCUGGUCAUCUCCUGUACUGUGUCCGCAGUCUCUGGUCAUCCCCCGUACUGUGUCCGCAGUCUCUGGUCAUCCCCCGUACUGUGUCCGCAGUCUCUGGUCAUCUCCUGUACUGUGUCCGCAGUCUCUGGUCAUCUCCUGUACUGUGUCCGCAGUCUCUGGUCAUCUCCUGUACUGUGUCCGCAGUCUCUGGUCAUCUCCUGUACUGUGUCCGCAGUCUCUGGUCAUCUCCUGUACUGUGUCCGCAGUCUCUGGUCAUCUCCUGUACUGUGUCCGCAGUCUCUGGU